This is a messenger RNA of Pocillopora meandrina, 1023 nucleotides long. The record is from the annotation of a GenBank genome assembly. NCBI's taxonomy places the organism in Eukaryota, Metazoa, Cnidaria, Anthozoa, Scleractinia, Pocilloporidae.
AUGGGUGAACACGUUGUAGGAAGCUGUGAAAACAUGGAUGUGCUGUUUUACGAGCAGAGCGCAUUACCAGUGAACAGUUUUUCGCGUUAUGACAAGAACGCGUUGCGGUUGAAUCUCGAAGGUCAUCAUCCGUCAGUCGUACAGGAAUACAGAGGGAACGGAAAGUUAGGAAUUUACGAGAAUUCGCCUGAAUUAUCUUUGUUCAAAAUGGUUUCUCCUGAGCUGGAAAAGUUUAUUGCAAGCAAUACGGGGCUAACACCUAAAGGAAACCCUGGAGGAAUUAAUUCACCAGAAUUUACUUUAUUUAAUCUGAUUUCACCAGAGUUUGAAAAAAUUCUCGCCAGUGUUCAGAAUCAGAAAUCGCCAACGCAUAUUAAAGGUGCGCGAGAAGGGAACCACAGCGUUAAGCAACAGCACGAAGCUUAUGUCCAAGGAUUUGCCGAGGCUCUACAACAAAUCCAUGAUCGACAGCAACAACCGGUCGAACAUCUCAACAAGCAAAAUACAAUACCCGUUAGUUCAGGUACCAAUAACACUUGGGCAGAACCUGAAAACACAGUUAACAACUUCCACACGCAAAUAGCCGUUAAUGAGACAUCGUAUGAUAUCAGAAAUCCCCCUUACGCCGGGGUGACAACUUAUGAACAUCAUGAACUAAACCCGACGGCUUUUACGGCCCCGGUUGUGGCAGAAACAGAAAAUUUUGAAUACGCUGAGGACUCUUUGAAACCGCAACCAGGGAAUGUACUUCCUCUACCGCCCAUAGAUUUAGAACUUCAAGAAAUUGUAAAACGCGAACGAAAGAAACAGAAAAAUAGAGUGGCAGCGUCAAAAUGUAGAAAAAAGAAACUUGAAAGGGAAGCACAGCUUGAAGUUAGAGUACAGCAAUUGAAAGAUAAAAAUAUUGAACUUAACGCCGUGGCGAACGCGUUACGCCAGCAAGUAAGUGAACUGAAGCAACGAGUUUUAGAACAUGUAGCGUUCGGAUGUCAGCUUCCUUCCAUAGCGUCAGCUUCUUUCUAG